UUGUGCCACAUUCCCUCCUCUCCAUCCAGAGCAGAAAACCUCCUCCACGAUGGCCAGCUACUCUCGCUCCGCAACCUUCUCCACUGGAAACCGCCUCGGGUCCAUGAGGUCCCCCAGUGUGUACGGCGGCGCCGGAGGCUCCGGGGUCCGCAUCUCCAGCAUGGCCGCUCCCAGAAGCUUCUCUUCUGCCAGCGGCGUUGCUGCUGCUGGAGGCUUCAACCUGGCCGACGCCGUCGACAUCUCAGACAACAAGAAGAUGGCCAUGCAGAACCUGAACGACCGCCUGGCCACCUACUUGGAGAAGGUGCGCAACCUGGAGAAGGCCAACGCUGAGCUGGAGCUGAAGAUCAGGCAGUUCCUGGAGAACAAGACCAAACCCGCGGGCCACGACUACUCUGGAUUCAAGGUCAUCAUCGGUGACCUACAGGACCAGAUCUUCGAUGCCACCCGUAAAAAUGGCGCCCUCUACCUGUCAAUCGACAACGCCAAGCUGGCUGCUGACGACUUCAGGGUCAAGUACGACAACGAGCUGGCCAUGCGUCAGGGCGUGGAGGCCGACAUCGCCGGGCUGAAGAGAGUCCUGGACGAACUGACUCUGGGAAGAUCAGACCUGGAGAUGCAGAUCGAGGCUCUGAGGGAGGAACUCAUCCAGCUCAAGCGGAACCACGAGGAGGACCUGCUGGCUCUGCGGACUCAAAUGAGCGGUCAGGUAAAUGUGGAGGUGGACGCCGCUCCUCAGAUGGAUCUGUCCACCGUCAUGUCCAACAUGAGGGAACAGUACGAGAGUGUUGCUUCCAAGAACCAAAGAGAACUCGAGUCCUGGUUCCGGGCCAAGUCCGAUGAUCUCAACAAGGAGGUCGCCGUCAGCACCGAGACUCUUCAGUCAUCACGCUCCGAGAUCACAGAGGUCAAACGGACUCUCCAGGGUCUGGAGAUCGAGCUCCAAGCUCAGCUUAGCAUGAAAGCGUCUCUGGAGGGAACGCUCUCCGACACCAACAGCAGAUACGGGACCAUGUUGGCCGGUUACCAGAGGCAGGUGUCGGCUCUGGAGGAGCAGCUGGCCCAGCUGAGGGCCGACCUGGAGCGCCAGGGACAAGAGUACCAGAUGCUGCUGGACAUCAAGACCAGGCUGGAGCUGGAGAUCGCAGAGUACAGGAGGCUGCUGGACGGAGAGAUGCUGGGCUCGACCACCACCACCACGACUCGCAGAGUGGUGAUCGUCACCAAAGAGGUGGUGGAGGACAAUGACACGACCGAGUGGAGCGACAAAGAUCUAAAGAUCUGAAGACCUAAAGAUCUGAAGAUCUAAAGAUCUGAAGACCUGAAGAUCUGAAGACCUAAAGAUCUGAAGAUCUGAAGAUCUGA
This is a messenger RNA of Paralichthys olivaceus (Japanese flounder), 1365 nucleotides long. RefSeq names its product keratin, type I cytoskeletal 13-like. Gene Ontology annotation, molecular function: structural molecule activity. The record is from RefSeq and is a predicted model, not a curated record. NCBI's taxonomy places the organism in Eukaryota, Metazoa, Chordata, Actinopteri, Pleuronectiformes, Paralichthyidae. Gene Ontology annotation, cellular component: cytoskeleton.